AUGUGUGUCUGUCGCCACUGCCGUCGCAUGUCUCGGCCCAGUUUUCGUUUCCUGAGGCAUUUCCAAGCUUCCAUUUUUACAAACCCAGAAAAGGGUUUGCUGAAAAAAACUAAUUGGGGGAAUUCAAACUCGGGAACCAUCUUAACGCCCAAGAAUUUGAGUUUGAGGCCAAGGUCUUCAGAUCACGCACUCCGCAAACGUAACGUGGAGAUGACGAUUCUGGGUCGCCACGGAAAGGUCAAAGAAGCAAGGAAGCUGUUCGAUGAAAUGCCUCACCGAGAUGCCGUUUCUUACAACACCAUGAUCACCGUUUAUUUAAUGAACAAGGACCUAAUCGGUGCUGAAAGGGUUUUCAAGGCAAUGCCACAUAGAAACGUUGUUGCUGAAUCCGCAAUGAUUGAUGGGUAUGCUAAAGUUGGUCGCUUGGACGAUGCCCGCGAGGUGUUUGAUAGUAUGACACAGAGGAAUGCAUUCUCCUGGACCAGUUUGAUUUCUGGAUAUUUUGGUUGUGGAAGAAUUGAGGAGGCUUUGCACUUGUUUGAUCAAAUGCCUGAGAGAAACGUUGUCUCUUGGACUGCAGUGGUUUCAGGUUUUGCUCGCAAUGGGAUGAUGGAUCAUGCUCAGAAGUAUUUUGAUCUCAUGCCUGAAAAGAAUGUCAUAACUUGGACAGCAAUGGUCAAGUCAUAUCUUGACAAUGGCUGCUUCAGUGAGGCUUAUAAGCUCUUUGCUAAAAUGCCUGAGAGGAAUGUUCGAUCUUGGAACAUCAUGAUAUCGGGUUGUCUGAAUGCCAAUAGGGUGAAUGAGGCUAUAUAUUUGUUUGAAUCAAUGCUGGAUAGGAAUCAUGUUUCGUGGACAGCUAUGGUUUCGGGUUUGGCACAAAACAAGAUGAUUGGGGUUGCAAGGGAGUAUUUUGAUCACAUGCCUAAUAAAGAUGUGGCUGCAUGGACUGCAAUGAUCACUGCAUAUGUUGAUGAGGAGCUCAUGGAUGAAGCUCGUGAGCUUUUCAACUUGAUGCCAGAGAAGAAUGUUGGGAGUUGGAACAAAAUGAUUGAUGGUUUUACAAGGAAUGGUGGGGUAGGAGAAGCCUUAAGGUUAUUUGUUUUGAUGCUAAGAUCUUGCUUUAGACCUAAUGAAACCACUAUGACUAGCGUAGUAACUUCCUGUGAUGGCAUGGCGGAGCUCAUGCAAGCUCAUGCAAUAGUUAUACGGCUUGGGUUUGAGCAUGACACCUGGCUUGCAAAUGCUCUUAUUACUUUGUAUUCCAGAAGUGGGGAUCUUUGUGCUUCGAGGCUUGUUUUUGAGCUACUAAAGUCAAAAGAUGUGGUGUCAUGGACUGCAAUGAUAGUAGCCUACUCGAAUCAUGGACAUAGUCACCAUGCCUUACAGGUAUUCGCACGCAUGCUAAUAUCUGGAAAUGAGCCAGAUGAGGUUACCUUUGUGGGACUCUUAUCAGCAUGUAGCCAUGCUGGUCUUGUCAAACAAGGUAGAAAACUGUUUGACUCAAUCAAGGGUACUUAUAACUUAAAUCCUAAGGCUGAGCAUUAUUCCUGCCUUGUAGACAUUCUAGGUAGAGCAGGACUUGUAGAUGAAGCAAUGGAUGUAGUAUCUACUAUCCCUCAUUCUGAGAGGGAUGAAGCUGUUCUUGUGACAUUGCUUGGUGCAUGCAGGCUUCAUGGGAACGUUACAAUAGCCAAUUCUAUUGGUGAGAAGCUAUUAGAGCUAGAGUCAUAUAGUUCUGGGGGAUAUGUACUACUAGCCAAUACAUAUGCUGCAGAAGGUCAGUGGGAUGAGUUUUCACAUGUAAGGAAAAGAAUGAGAGAGAGAAAUGUGAAGAAAAUUCCAGGAUAUAGUCAAAUACAAAUAAAAGGAAAAAAUCAUGUAUUUGUUGUUGGGGAGAGAUCUCAUCCCCAGGUUGAGGAAAUUUAUGGAUUAUUGCAACAGAAUCUUCAACAUUUGACGAGGGAAAUGGGUUAUACACCAAAGAACUCAUUGCUAGUAGAUUAG
This is a messenger RNA of Abrus precatorius (Indian licorice), 2004 nucleotides long. Its product is annotated as pentatricopeptide repeat-containing protein At4g02750-like. The record is from RefSeq and is a predicted model, not a curated record. The transcript has a single exon. NCBI's taxonomy places the organism in Eukaryota, Viridiplantae, Streptophyta, Magnoliopsida, Fabales, Fabaceae. Gene Ontology annotation, molecular function: protein binding; RNA binding. The coding region runs from base 1 to 2004 and encodes 667 amino acids. Gene Ontology annotation, biological process: RNA modification.